AUGCGUUACGUCGCAGCUUACCUCCUCGCCGUCCUCGGUGGCAACGAAUCUCCCACGUCGAAGGACUUGAAGAAGAUCCUCGACAGCGUUGGCAUCGAGACAGAUGAUGAACGCAUGAACAAGGUCAUCAGUGAGCUGAAUGGGAAGAACAUUGAGGAUGUCAUUGCUCAGGGUAAUGGGAAGCUGGCCAGCAUGCCUGCUGGGGGAGCUGUAGCUGUGGCUGCUGGAGGAGGCUCUGCUGCUCCUGCUGCUGCUGCUGCCCCUGCUGCAGCUGAGGAGAAGAAGGAAGAGAAGAAGGAGGAGUCAGAGGAGUCAGAUGACGACAUGGGAUUCGGCCUCUUUGAUUAGUUGCUUGUUAGAGAAACCAUUAA
This is a messenger RNA of Dryobates pubescens (Downy woodpecker), 371 nucleotides long. RefSeq names its product ribosomal protein lateral stalk subunit P2 (gene RPLP2). Lineage: Eukaryota; Metazoa; Chordata; Aves; Piciformes; Picidae. The record is from RefSeq and is a predicted model, not a curated record. The coding region runs from base 1 to 348 and encodes 115 amino acids. Gene Ontology annotation, cellular component: ribosome; cytosolic large ribosomal subunit. The transcript is spliced from 4 exons. Gene Ontology annotation, molecular function: structural constituent of ribosome. Gene Ontology annotation, biological process: cytoplasmic translational elongation.